AUGUCUGCAUACAAGUCAACCUUAGUGAAAAGUCUGAUCUCUGCCCUCCUCAUCCUUUCGCUGUGUUCCGCCAUCGUAACUUCGAAACCUGUGUUUGAGCGUGACGUGCUCAAACGUGGUUUAGAUAAACGCUACUUGGGUGAAGUUUGCUAUGCAGACUUCGAAAACGAUGGCGACGUGAAGAAGUGUUCCGGUCGGUUUACUUUUACCCAGAUUACCGAAACGACAGUCCGAGUUCUUGGACAGUUCAACACUGGAUUUCCUGAUGCUGUGUUGAGCAAUUAUGAAUUCCACGUUCACGAUGCUAAAGACAGUCCUCUCAAGGAUAUUACCAAAGAAAUUCGAGCAAAGGUUGCCAUCAACCCUCCCGGUACCUCGGCAUUCCAAUGUGACGUUGAUGGAUUGGAUGUAGACACCAUUGUGGGAUGUUAUUUCAUAGUAAAGAAGAGGGAUAAUGUAGUCAUUGGUAAAGCCAAGAUCCAGAAAGUCUAA
Molecule: messenger RNA, 492 nt
Organism: Acaulospora morrowiae
Lineage: Eukaryota; Fungi; Glomeromycota; Glomeromycetes; Diversisporales; Acaulosporaceae
Source: the annotation of a GenBank genome assembly